UCUCUCUUUGCUCUUCCAAUGGCCACCACCACCACUUCUCUUUCCACGCUCUUCCUUCUCUUCCUCGCAACCGUCGCUCUUGUUGCCGCUCGCCGUGACCUCGUCGGAGACUUCCUCCGGCUGCCGUCUGAUUCCGGUAACGAUGAUAACGUCAAGGGGACGCGCUGGGCCAUCCUCUUCGCCGGUUCGAACGGCUAUUGGAACUACAGACAUCAGGCCGAUAUUUGUCAUGCCUAUCAAAUACUGAGGAAAGGUGGCCUGAAAGAAGAAAAUAUCAUUGUUUUUAUGUAUGAUGACAUUGCAUUCAAUUGGGACAAUCCAAGGCCUGGAGUCAUCAUUAACAAACCAGACGGGGAUGAUGUUUAUGAAGGAGUUCCAAAGGAUUACACUGGCGAAGAUGCUACUGCUCAUAACUUUUAUUCUGCUUUACUUGGAGAUAAGUCGGCGCUUACCGGUGGCAGUGGGAAGGUUGUGAACAGUGGGCCCGAUGAUCGCAUAUUUAUAUUCUACUCUGAUCAUGGUGGUCCAGGGGUUCUCGGGACGCCUGCUGGUCCUUACAUAUAUGCAUCUGAUUUGGUUGAAGUAUUGAAGAAAAAGCACGCUUCUGGAACGUAUAAAAACCUAGUAUUUUAUUUGGAGGCAUGUGAAGCUGGAAGUAUUUUUGAAGGUCUUCUUCCUGAAGAUAUCAAUAUUUAUGCAACAACGGCUUCGAAUGCCGAAGAAAGUAGUUGGGGAACAUAUUGUCCUGGGGAAUAUCCUAGUCCUCCCCCAGAAUAUUCAACCUGCUUGGGUGACCUGUACAGUGUUGCUUGGAUGGAAGACAGUGAUAGACACAAUUUGCGAACAGAAUCUUUACACCAACAAUAUAAAGUGGUUAAGGAUAGGACUCUAUCUGGAGGUUGGUAUGGCUCUCACGUGAUGCAGUAUGGUGAUGUAGAGUUUAGCAAGGAUACUCUCUUCCUGUAUUUGGGUACAGAUCCUGCAAAUGAUAAUUUGACUUUUGUGGAUGAAAACUCCUUAUGGUCAUCUUCAACAGCAGUCAACCAAAGGGAUGCUGAUCUCGUCCAUUUUUGGCAUAAGUUCCGCAAAGCUCCGGAGGGUUCUCCUAAGAAAAAUGAAGCUCGGAAACAAGUUCUGGAAGUAAUGUCUCACAGAAUGCAUAUAGACGACAGUGUGAAACUUGUUGGAAAGCUUUUAUUUGGAUUUGAAAAGGCUCCUGAAGUACUGAAUGCUGUUAGACCGGCUGGAUCGGCACUUGUUGAUGACUGGGCCUGCCUGAAAACCAUGGUAAGGACUUUUGAGACACAUUGCGGAUCCUUGUCUCAGUAUGGGAUGAAACACAUGAGGUCCUUUGCAAACAUCUGCAAUGUAGGAAUAAAGAAAGAGCAAAUGGCUGAAGCCUCAGCACAAGCUUGUGUCACUGUUCCUGCCAGUUCCUGGAGUUCUCUGCAAAGAGGUUUCAGUGCAUAAUUCCUGUAAUGUUCACCAGUAAAGAUAAAAGCAUGAUUAUUGUUACAUUAUGUUAUGUGGUUGUACAUACAUAUCUUGUCCCGCCUCUGUAAAUGCAAUUGGGACA
Vigna radiata var. radiata (mung bean) is the source of this 1576-nucleotide messenger RNA. RefSeq names its product vacuolar-processing enzyme. Gene Ontology annotation, molecular function: cysteine-type endopeptidase activity. The record is from RefSeq. Gene Ontology annotation, biological process: vacuolar protein processing. Lineage: Eukaryota; Viridiplantae; Streptophyta; Magnoliopsida; Fabales; Fabaceae.